GCGCGUACCCGGCGACGAUCUCCGUGAUCGCUGUGUCCUACGGACACAGCUGAUCACGUGAUGUGGUAAAAGGCCAAUCACAGCGGCCUUUUACCACCUGAUCAGCGGUGUCCAAUGACACGCUGAUCAGAGGGAAAUGCAAGUGCCGGGCACUGAUGAUCAGUGCCCUGAUGAUCGGUGCCCAGCAGUGCCACCCGCAAGUUCCGCCCACCUGUGCCCUGCAGUGCGCCCACUAGCUCCGCCUACCUGUGCCCAGCAGUGCACCCACCUGUGCCCAGCAGUGCACCCACCUGUGCCACUCUGCAAUUUCACACACCUGUGCCCA
Molecule: messenger RNA, 325 nt
Organism: Staurois parvus
Lineage: Eukaryota; Metazoa; Chordata; Amphibia; Anura; Ranidae
Source: the annotation of a GenBank genome assembly